AUGAAAUCCUUAAGGUCAACAGAUAGGUUGUGCAAUAGAAGGGCUAUUCUAGUUCUUGAUGACGUGGAUCAACUAGAACAACUAAUUGCAUUCAGUUGCCAAUCAGACAGUGUCAGAAAAGAAUGCUUUGGUCCCGGAAGUAGAAUCAUCAUAACGAGGCACCUGCAUUUGCUAGAACGCAUUGAGGUAAAUAGAAAUUAUAUAGUUAAGGAAUUGAAUGCUGAUAAAUCUCUUAAGCUCUUUAGUUUUCAUGCCUUCGAGAGAAUUGGUCCUUUGGAAGGUCAUGUUCAGCUCUCAAAAUAUGUAGUAGGUUACUGCAAUGGAUUGCCCUUAGCCCUUGAAGUUUUGGGUUCAUGUCUAAGAGAGUUCAAAAGCAUAGCUGAAUGGGAAAAUAUAUUGGAGAAAUUGAGAAAAAACCCUCAUGCUAAAAUUCAAGAGAAGCUUAAAAUUAGCUUCGAUGCAUUGGAUGAUUAUGAAAAAAAGAUAUUCCUUGAUAUUGCCUGUUUCUUUAUUGGAAUGGAUAAAUACUACGUCAUAAAAAAACUAGAUGGGUGUGGUUUUUAUGCAACAAGCAGUAUUGGUGUCCUCACUCGUAGAUGCCUUUUAAGAAUAAACAAAGGCAAGCUUUUGAUGCAUGAUCUGCUGAGAGACAUGGGAAGGAAAAUUGUUUGUUAA
Cornus florida is the source of this 675-nucleotide messenger RNA. Its product is annotated as disease resistance protein RUN1-like. NCBI's taxonomy places the organism in Eukaryota, Viridiplantae, Streptophyta, Magnoliopsida, Cornales, Cornaceae. The record is from RefSeq and is a predicted model, not a curated record. Gene Ontology annotation, molecular function: ADP binding. Gene Ontology annotation, biological process: defense response. The transcript has a single exon. Bases 1 to 675 code for a protein of 224 amino acids.